GUCAGUGUUGAAGAAGACUCGGAGUAGGCGUUCCACCUGGGGAUGUUCGGAGAGGACUACGCCUGGGUGCUGUCUGGGGCUCCGCAGGACAGCUGGUGGAGAGACACAGCUGGCACCAACUGUUCCCGGGCCCAGCUGGUGAAGGCCGUGCAGGGCGUCGUCCUCGUCACUGCUCAUGGCUCCAUCAUCGGCACUAACGCCUCAGAGUCCGGACUGACCAACAGACAGUUCCUGCUGGAGUUCUCCCGGACGGGUCAGCCGCUGACGGAGUACGUCACCCAGACCUACGACGCCGUCUGGGCCAUAGCCCUCGCCCUCAGCCAGAUGAUGGAGAGGUCAGAGGUGGUGGAAGGAAGGUCAGGGUCACACCGGCGACACCUGCAGCACGCCACCACCAGGAGGGAGGUCAAGUACCCUCCCAGACCCAUCAGGAGGGAGGUCAACUCUGCCUGGGUCACCAGGGUCAACACUCCUCCCAGGAAGCCAGACAAGGAAGAUCAGAAGUGCAGUUCCAGCCUCCACCAACAGCCUGGCAGCUCCACCAAGCCGACCAUGUCCUGAGGGUGAUCCGGUGAAGGUGGCACUGUACCACCCAGAGGAGGCGGCUCUGGACCUGGAGUGCCCUGGGUGCCAGGCCCUGGUGUGGCCUGGCGGGGAGGUGCCAGCCUCCAGGGUGUUCAAAGUGAGGGUGGACACCAUCGCACCAGCCGCCUUCGUCAUCAUGUCCGCCCUGGCCAGCCUGGGCAUCCUGCUGGCACUCGCCUUCCUCAUCUUCAACCUUACCUACCGCAGGCUCAAGUACAUCAAGCUCUCCAGUCCCCGGCUGAACAACACGACUGUUGUGGGAUGUGUGUUGGUGUACACCGCUGUCAUCCUCCUGGGGCUGGACCACGCCACCCUGCCUGCCCCUCACUGCUUCCCUGUCAUCUGUACCGCUCGGGCUUACCUCCUGUCAGCGGGGUUCUCCUUGGCGUUCGGUUCCAUGUUCACCAAGACAUACCGUGUUCACCAGAUCUUCACCAGGUCUAACAGCGCCGGCGUCGUCAGGAACAAGCUGCUGAAGGACAAGCAGCUCAUCACAGUGAUCAUGGUGCUGCUGGCCGUGGACGUGGUCAUCGUCAGCGCCUGGGUCACCGUCGACCCCAUGACCAGACACCUCCACAACCUCACCCUCGAGAUCUCCGCCGGGCACCGCGGCGUCGUCUACCAGCCCCAGGUGGAGGUGUGUCGCAGCGUCCACACCAGCGGGUGGUUGGGCGCCCUCUACGUCUACAAGGGCCUCCUGGUGGCUGUCGGCGUCUACAUGGCUUGGGAGACCAGGCACGUCAAAAUCCCAGCACUGAACGACUCGCAGUACAUCGGGAUGAGCGUCUACAACGUGGUCAUCACGUCCAUCAUCGUCAUCGUCGCCGCCAACAUUAUCGGGGAGAGAACGACCCUCGCCUACGUCAUCAUCACCACCCUCAUCUUCACCUCCACCACCACCACGCUCUGCCUCCUCUUUAUUCCCAAGAUCUUAACCAUCAUCAGGAGAGCUGAAGGUGACCCCAUUGUUGAGAGUAUGGGGCUCAAGAUCCAGUCUAACACCCGCAGGCUGCUGACGGAGGACAAGCGAGAGAAGUACUACCGAGCGGAGGUACAGAACAAGGUGUACCGGCGGGAGGUGGUGAAGCUGGACCAGGAGCUACACAAGCUGCACCGCUGGCUCGAGGCUCCAGACAGCCCCUCCUCCUCCACGAGGUCUCUCGACCUGACCAUGAAGAAGGUAUAG
Molecule: messenger RNA, 1771 nt
Organism: Procambarus clarkii (red swamp crayfish)
Lineage: Eukaryota; Metazoa; Arthropoda; Malacostraca; Decapoda; Cambaridae
Source: RefSeq, a predicted model, not a curated record